Messenger RNA from Lentinula edodes (shiitake mushroom), 773 nucleotides. RefSeq lists its product as uncharacterized. The record is from RefSeq and is a predicted model, not a curated record. Gene Ontology annotation, biological process: mRNA splicing, via spliceosome; spliceosomal snRNP assembly. The transcript has 6 exons. Gene Ontology annotation, molecular function: RNA binding. NCBI's taxonomy places the organism in Eukaryota, Fungi, Basidiomycota, Agaricomycetes, Agaricales, Omphalotaceae. Bases 292 to 690 code for a protein of 132 amino acids. Gene Ontology annotation, cellular component: catalytic step 2 spliceosome; U1 snRNP.
CAUCAAAAAUUCAACACACCUUGAGCGCACUGAUUAUGUGUUCAGGAGCUAUCGUCUUCUUUGACUCCUUCUCGCAGAUGUCAUUGGCUUCAGAUGAUAUCAAAUGUAUAAAUUCUACGUCGAGGUAUCAAUCAUCCUGAUCCUCGGAUACGAAAUAGAGAGUAUGUUCACCUACACAGCACUCUAUCACCAAGUCGCGCGUUUCUUUGGCGCAAACUACGUCCUUUGGGAGUAAUUCUGAAGUACAGAUCAUCAUCGCUGGAAGAAGCACCGAGACCUUCGCGGUCUGACAUGGCCAAGGUCAAUGUUCAACAAAGUUCAAUCAGUUGGAAGUUGGGCGCCCAAUUUUUCGUGAAGCACGUGUUCUCAACCAUCAUGUCUGCGGUAAACCCAGUGAAUCCAAAGCCUUUCAUUCAGGAGCUCACCGGUAAAUCCAUCCGUGUCCUGCUAAAAUGGGGGUUAGAGUAUAAGGGCUUCCUUGUUAGUACGGAUGGAUAUAUGAACCUUCAGAUGGUGAACACGGAGGAAUUCCAGGAUGGAAAAUCAACCGGCACUCUUGGAGAAGUUCUCGUUCGGUGUAACAACGUCCUGUACAUUAGUACAGACUCAGUCGCUUAUCUUCGUUCAAGCUUGCAAAGAUAUACCUCGUGUUAUCUUCCUUUCGGAACCGUUGUAUGUUAUUGUACUUAGAUUGAUUGUCUGCGCCAAAACUGUCGUAUCAUCAGCUUAUAAAAUUCAUGAAUUUGCACUGGUUGUCCUUUUGAACAAAAGGA